AUGAACAGCUUGUUGAGAUAUCGUUUGUGUGCUGUGUUAAUAAUUUUAUUGUUGACCACUGAAAAUGUUGCUGGCAACGAGGGAAGAAAAGAUCAAAUUAACACACAUCGGUCAAAGCGACAGUUUUUUGGUAUUGGAAAUUUUAUGGGAUUUGGAUCUCCAAUAUUCAGUUUAGGUUGGGGUUAUUUCGGUGGGUUCGGAGGUCCUAUGGGUUUUGGUUCACCUUUUGGUUUUUGGGGUUGA
Thelazia callipaeda (thelaziosis nematode) is the source of this 243-nucleotide messenger RNA. NCBI's taxonomy places the organism in Eukaryota, Metazoa, Nematoda, Chromadorea, Rhabditida, Thelaziidae. The record is from the annotation of a GenBank genome assembly.